Messenger RNA from Aspergillus aculeatinus CBS 121060, 549 nucleotides. RefSeq lists its product as uncharacterized. The annotation marks the transcript as partial. NCBI's taxonomy places the organism in Eukaryota, Fungi, Ascomycota, Eurotiomycetes, Eurotiales, Aspergillaceae. The record is from RefSeq and is a predicted model, not a curated record. The transcript has 2 exons.
ACGGCCAUUCUCCUGAUUGCUGGCUUGUGCACCUCGGUGCAUAGCCAGGGCUUUGCGGACGAUUGCACCGAUAUCUAUCUCCUGGAAAAUUGGCUGGUGGGCACUUGUCCGACCAGCGACGGGAGUGGAACUAUCACCAGUAGUGUCUACCUCCCCAACAAGAUCACCAACAGCGAAGCCACGCUAGCGGAGCACAUCGCCAACUACGAUGGACAUCUGCUCUCCAACCUGACCGGCAGCGUGACCUCCAUCCCGGCUGACUCGUCCUGGCCGAUCCCCUCCGACUUUGAGGUGCAGCUGCAGGUCUCCAGCCUGAACAACAACUGCUCGACGAUCGGGGGGUAUCUGACUCUCAACGAUCCGCAGGACUGCUACUAUCUCAACCUGGGGGUGGAGUACUACUGGUACGCGGCGACGACGGUCAACAACCUGGGGUGGAAGAUUGUGGCGUACCACGACAGCACGUGCAGCGGGGAGGCAGUGGGCACGUUCACGCCGGAGAAUGUCGACACUUGCCUCACCUUUGAGGAUGGAGUCUCCGGCUUUGCC